UUGACAACACCUUAUUCCGUCAAUCAAUUUUACAAGUUGUUUUCCAUGAAUUUAUUUGUUUAUAAAAUUAAAUUUGAUUUAGAAAAUGCGGUGAAUGUAUUAAAAUAAAAACUUAUAUUUGAUGCCUCAAGACAUAAGUAGUAAAAUGGCGGGUAAAGUCACAAAACUAUCGUGACAUAAUUAUGCAUGAAAAUGUUUGCUCCGUAUCAAUGCAAUAAGUGCUAUUUUAAUUUCGGUAAAUUAAGUAACCAUUCUGCCUAUAAUAUGUGGUACGCUGCCUUAAUACGAUUUAUAAGGAGAAGAUUAGUAUUAGGUAUAAUAUUUGCGUCCUCUUUAACUUACUGCGUCGUCAGUUUCCUAAAAGAGGGUAACAAUAGAAACAUGGUAUACCAAGAUGUAUCAAUAGAAAGUAAACCGUUUGUGUGGAGAACACUACAGGAACACAAUGACACAAAUGAUAUUAUGACAUGUAGAAACUCGGUGCAAGGACAAGAUCUUCUUGUUGACGAUAGAGGAUAUGUGUGUCAAAGAAAAGAUGUUAUGAAAAAUGGUUGCUGUGAUUUGGAAGGAGACUUUACUGAAAGAUACAGUUGUGAGUCAUGUUCAGACAGCAACUGUUGUAUUAUAUAUGAGCACUGUGUGUCAUGUUGCUUAGACCCCGGCAAGAGAGACAUGCUGGAAAUUGUCUUGUCAAAGCUGUCAACGGAAAAGAAUGUGUUGUUCCGUUCACUGAGUGACGACUACGAAUUGUGCUUAACGAAAUGCAGAACAAGCUCUCACAGCGUUCUACAUGAGAACUCUUACAAGGACCCAGACAAUAAGCAUUGUUUCGGUGAUGAAUCGCCAGGGAAGAGGCCAGAUUAAAAUCAUUACAUUUAUUUAGAUGUGUUAUUAACAUAUGGACAUAUCAAAUUCAGCCAUUAUUUAAAGUUAGCACAGAGGUAGGGCAAAGAGACUUAAUUUAUUAUCAAUGGUCCAAUACUAAUAAUUUAUCUAGAACAAGUCAUUAUGACUACUUAAUUUCUUUUGAUGUAUUACUGGUAUUAACUCUACAAGACCACAUAAUGCUUUGAGCCACUGAGUUUAUUCAUCUGUGCCGACCCUCGGACAGUAAACAAUGCUGUAUGUGACUUGCAUACUACUACAAUCAUGUAGCAUGGUUUCUGGCCAAAAACUUAAAUACGUUUUUUUGUCAAUGAUCUUUGUCGCAACUAGUUUUCAAAUUUGGCAAUGUAUAUAUUUUGUGUUUUAAGAAUUUGUUUAUAAUAGUUGAUAACUCACUGUGUUAAGACUAUUAUUUUGUUUACAGAUAAUUCACAAUGUUUAUGGAAUUAUGAGUCAUAAUUUACAUAAGCCUUAUAACUUGUUUUAUUCAUGCUCGGCCUGCGGAAUGCAAUGAUGUACUAUCUAAUUUUGCAGACAAUUAGGUAUUCUGCAUCUAUUUAUUGGCAAUAAUUUGUGAAAUUACUUUAAGUUUCAGUAAUGAAUUAAUGCAACAAUUUUAUUAAUAUUCAUACAUGAAGACAAUACUAAUUCUGCAUGGGCCAAAGAAAUCAUUACUUAGUAAGUACUUUUAAUUUUAAUAUUAUUAGAUUUAAUAGAAUUCCGUUUAAUUUUUUAUACUGAUUACAUUGAUUACAUACACUUCAGACAACGAAAUUAAAGAUAAAUAUUUAACUAUUGAUUCGAAAUAUACAGUCUUACUUAUAAAAAAUUCACAAAGCUAUGCUUAGUUAAAACACAAAUUUACUCCAUUAGCUGUAAGUCAAAACCCGCCAUCUUGCCUCUUAAAAGAUUUAAAUUAGGAAACCGGUGAUGUCUUUGACAGCUAUUUAAACAAUUCUAAACCACCUCUUAACGCUAAAACAAGUUUAUAAGUAAGACUGUAUAAAUCUAGAAAUUAACUGGCCACAACUUAUUUUAAACGCGUCUGAAUGCAAAAAUAUCAAAAAGAUACGACAUUCUUCCUUGUUUUAUACUGUGGAUAUAAUGUUAAUCCCGCCAUCAGCAGACAACCAGGUUUGUCCAUAAACAAUGUUAGAGAAUAUAUAAAAUUGUUAAUUAUUCCAUAGAGAAUUUGUGUAAUUUUCGUUUUCCUCACACCCAUGCAACAAACGCUCGUUACUUUUAAAAAUAACCGACGUAUCUUCAUGAGUUCACAUAUUCAAUUUGGCAUUUGUCGUUGAUGCAGGUGGCAUAUUCCGUUAGCGAGGUUUAUAUUAGCAAGAAAAUUUGCAGAAGUCGACUUGCGUAAGCAAUUUUUACAGUGAAACAAUCACUAGCUGGUUUCUGUUAAGUUUAAACCUUGCGAUACUUGCGGCAUAUUGCACAUGUAUAGAACAAUUGAAAUAUUGCUGCUAAUGUAAAUUCGUCUGGACGUGUUGUGCAAUAUAUUGCAGCAAGAAGUUGCUAGUCUAAACUUAGCAAUAGACGUAGAGACGAUAGUAAUAGCGAGCGCCUUCUAUACAGGUGUGAAGUGAAUACAGACAGAAAACUAAGUAAUAAAUCGUGCGAGCAUCAGGGGUAUUUUCUAAGAUUCUGAUUAGUCCACGUAAUAUAUAAUAAAUAAAUGUUUCCUGCAAGCCGGAAAGAUUUAUUUACAUUCAUGUAAUAAAUAAAAUACGAUUUGUAAUAAUUGCUUGUUAUAAUGAAAGAGACAGUUACGAAAGAAGAAGUAAUUUUGACAGACCAUAGUGCAGCAUGAAGUUUGAUUUCACAAGAAUUAUGUCUACAUUCCAAUAUACAUGAGCUAUUAAGCUGCUAAAGUAUUGGGAAGUAACUAUGAAAUUAGUAAUACAGAGGAGAUAUUAAGUGGGAGGAAAA
Messenger RNA from Manduca sexta (tobacco hornworm), 2823 nucleotides. Its product is annotated as SREBP regulating gene protein. The transcript has 4 exons. NCBI's taxonomy places the organism in Eukaryota, Metazoa, Arthropoda, Insecta, Lepidoptera, Sphingidae. The coding region runs from base 187 to 864 and encodes 225 amino acids. Gene Ontology annotation, biological process: positive regulation of SREBP signaling pathway. The record is from RefSeq and is a predicted model, not a curated record.